AAGCACGUAGCACUGGUCUAUUCAGUCAAGUGUGCUGGUUCAACUCUCAUCGUUAUGAUGGUUCAGUGUUUUGCUGUUUUGUUGAUUCUCUGUAUUUCUGGGGGAUCACUGGGAACAACAACUUCACCUCAGCAACAAAACACCGAAAAUUUAAAAGACUUAUGCGAGGUAUGAAAUAACUAUUCUGCUAUUGCAGACAUUUUUGGGUCAUUUCUAAGGCAGUGGGUGAAAAAACAUUGCAUUGCAUGAAAACGGUUUGCUACGAAGUAUAUACUAACAGAAUCUAAAGCUUCCUUUUUCAUAGCCUGCAGUGCUCUCUCUGUGCUUUAUGGAUUUUUUAGUUGACGUUUGUGUUGAUAUUUGUCCAAAUUUUGGUCUCACGUCUCAUUUGUAAUAAGACCUACCUUUUAAACAACUUAUUUCUCAGUUUCUCGAUAAAAGACGGGUAUCGUUAGCCGGUCGUAUGAUAUCAAUAGAAUUAAGGAUAGUGCUGUGCUUUUUUCAACGACGGGAUUUAUUAUUAUUAUUAUUAUUAUUACUAUUAUUAUUAUUAGCGGAGCUCCCGCGCGCGAAGCGCGCGCGGCGGAGCACCAUGGGUAAGAAAAUUUGGUAAACUAUCCAUCCCAGAAAAUUUGGUUUUGACGUAGCGUACGCCCGUUCGUACACACACUUCAUGUAAGCCGAUGUCAAAUGUCACAAUAGAUCUUGCACAACUUGACUAGCCUCUUAGUUAUGUAAGCCAUCCGUAUGAGUACGAUUAGAUUGACAGCUGUCAAAAUCAGACAUCCGCUAACAAUUAUCACAUGACCGUCUCGCGGGCUUAGAUAAAAGACCAGUCGUUUUGCCCCUAUAUAUAAGCUGAUAUAAUAUGUCACACUUACCAAUUCAACAUAAAAACGAAACUACGCCGGGCAAGGCUGUCAGUUGGCUGACAGUCGUUUAAAGUUAACUUGGCAAGCCAGAUUAAGGUCAAUUGACAGCUGUCAGAAUGGGACAUGUGCAGACCGCUAUCAGAAAACUAAUAACGAGGGCUCAGGUUCGCUCAGGUACACGAUCUGGCAUUUUCCACUACAUGCCGGCCGGAAAUGUCCUACUCACACUCCUAGUCUGUGAAUUCGAAUAUUCGCCAUUGUAAUGAAGGUUAAUUGACAGCUGUCAAACUAGAGGAUACGCUGACCAUCAUCACCUGAGUGGAUCGCAGGCUCACUUUUCUAUCUAUUGAGGUCACGUAGUGUUUAAAGUUUUGCGCUAAUAUUUUAUUUGAUCACGGGCUCAAUUCGAAGCCCCAUAGCUUUAUAGAAUUUUUAUCCAUCCUAGAAAAUUCGGCAAUCAUGUGACCGUACUCUGACCACCCAACCUUCCGCCCGUCCGCACCACAGGCAUACCAAUGUUUAAUCUCACACUUUCUAGCUAGUUUGGGAGCCUGCAACCUGAUAUUGUACAUCCAUGUUUUGAUUAAUUGACAGCUGUCAAAACAGUGUUUCUGCUGACCAGUAUCGCCUGACCGUAUCGCGGGCUCAGGUAUCGACCCUCUGAGUUCGAGUAAUAUUUUGAAGGUAUUCGCUGACAAGUUGCUACUUUUCAAAUGAUCGCAGGCUCAAGUUCAAUUUUUUUAAAAUGCAUAUGAAAUAGGUCGUGUUUCAUGAGCCGCACUUUUAAAAUGUUGAUUUCGAACUGAUCUCGGACACGAAAAUUCAACCGGUUUUUACAUUUACAGGCAGGGAAGGCAAUCGCUUUUGACUUUUCUCACUGUCACGCGUUGAUCACGCUCUACGUCCAAUUUUUUUGUUCUGAUUGGUCAAAAUUUGACAGGUGAGUUUAUGCGGAAAAUUUUUGCAGCGUCUGGAAACUUGCUUACUGAUAGCUGGAGCUGAGAGAGUUUUGUGUCAUCUUGUGAUGUUUUAAAAUGUCUUUUUCUACUUGGUGUACAAAAUGAAAUGCAGCUGCUAUCAAGAUUGUUCUGUAAUUCGUCGCUGGUUUGUUUAUUGCGCUUUUUGUUGACAAAUGCACCGCUUGUCAAAGUCAUUGGAAAUCCGAUUUCGGAUGGCAUCGUUUUCAAAAAUGAGCUUACUCACUUGCCCUUACUUGAGGCGUAAGAAGGUUGAAAAGUCUCAAGCGAUUCUGGAACACUUGAUGACCUUCAGAAGCAGCAUCUCGACUGGUAAGCUUGAGCCAUUAUUGUUUUUGAUGUUUUUCUUUUUUUUUUCGGUUUCCUGAAGUCGAGCGUAUGGUUUAUGCCGCUUAAGUUAAAACACGAGCAAUGAUCUAACCUAAAAUAGUAUCAGGUUUAAAAAGCCUUUAGACAUUUUUUGACCCGCAAAUUCAAAGAAAAGGUUCCGACGAUUAUUUAGUUAUGAUUUUGGCUGUAAACAGAAAGCUCUGAGCGAUUUUCUUGCCUCGAGUUCAUCUUGAAAAAGAGCGAACACCGGGAAGCCGGCUUAAAACAUAAAUAAGCUUAUGCUUGCCUGACUCAUGAUUUUCUGAGACACCUUACUCUCAAUACUUCUCUUCGUGAAUGAAAAUUAUUGUCUCUGUACAUGUUUCACCGAAUUAAACUUAUUUUAUUGAUUUUUAGUAGUCCCUCUCGCAAUUUUCAUCGCUCCACCGGUUGUUUCCAGUCGAACAUAAACAUCGCAUGUAGGAAUACUCAAAACGCCGCGUGUAUUAAAAUAUCACUCGCUUUUAAAGAUUACACAUAACAAAAUCAUACACAGUUUAAUGAAUAAAGGGAAAUAAACCCUAAACAUAACAAUUUCUCUAUCAUGUUGAAGCGUAAAUGGUAACUUUGUUAAUCGCACUGCAAAUUUGGUGCUUGUCAAAAGUGAGAACCCGUCCGGCUGGCCGAAAAGUGAUUUUGGGAAUUUUUUUUAACGUUUUCAUUGAAAGCCCAUAAUUAUUACCCCGCAUAUCACAUAGGACCAGAUUUUUCUAACAGAAAACGUUUUAUAAUUCAAUGCUAUAAUUUGUUGUGCCAAGGAAGCGCGUGCUCUGAUCGUCGUGGAUACUGAAUGAGUGCAAAUUCUCUUGCAAAAUUGUGAAAAACUGCAGAAUUAUAGGUUUAAAUAGGGGCAAAAAAGAACAAAUUCUGUCCGAGGUCUGUGUACUGUUUACCUAAGACGUGAUGAGAAAAAGUAUGUUUAAAAGGCUGGUUUACACGCCACCAGAUUCGUCGCCAAGAUUUACUAGUAAACUAAAUAAACUUGUCGAACACAAAAAAUCCGGCCUGAUUUUUAUUUUGGCCUCUCUUUUAGACAGAGGAAUGCAACGUGUAAAUUGGCGGCCAUCAAGGACUAUCGUGGCGCAUGUGUUUCUUAAAAUUAUAUUUCGGGGCUGUCCAAUUAUCCAUAGUCUCUCUAACGGAGCAAUGUUGGAGAGACUGGUGAAUGCCACAUUAUGAUGCUACAGCUAAUGCAAAUACAAUACACGAAUAGGUCUAUUUGUUUUCCAGGCCUAAUCGACUGUGAUGGAACAUGAUUGCUAUUUUUCGGUGUACAAAUAACUUGAUGUAAAAUUUGUUUCACUCUUGGACGGUCAAAUUCUGAUUUUUCUCUAAAAUCACUCAGCCUUUGCCUCAAAAGUCAAGUGAAUGUGCCCUGCCUGAUCUGUGGAUUACCAGUUUAUUGUUUGAUUUAAAUUAUGAAUUUAUUAACGGGAGCUUCGCUUUUAGCCCUGGCUAAAUCUAUAUAUUAUUAUUAUUCUCAUUCGUAUAAAAGCCGGCGCGUGACGAUUUAAUCAACUGAAUUACUGCGUGCUCCCUCGGGAAGCAGUCUAUUGGUCCUUUACGGUCCCCAGGGAAAUUCCCUAGGCCUUUUAUACGCCCUAGCAAACAAAUUCACCGUCUUCUCGCAAGUCUACUCUACAACGGGCAAGCAAGUUUCAUUCUUCCGCAACGCGACCAGCGCCGCUGAAGCUCUUUCAUGGCUCUCGUCCCUUUUUAACCAGACCCAGCUGAUGCGGUAGCUAUUGCUUCGACAGAACCUCAACCAGCACCAACACCAUCCACCUAAGUAUCAUGUUUUAAUUUCUCGCUUCCCCCUUUUCUUGUCAAUUUGUCACAUACGUGGCGUUUAUCUUUUUCACCAUUCUGUUCUGGAGUUUGUUUACGUUAGCGCUUUUAGGCGUCUGUGCGACGUACCAGAGGUAAGGCGACCCUUAUUUGAUUAUUGUCGCGUCUUUUUCGUUUGUUACAGUAGAACGAAAACGAGCCGGAACAUAUUUACGUUGGCGCUUCAUGGCGUCUGUGAAACGUAAAGGAGAAUCUCAACAGUGCAGUUCAUUUGAAUGUAUUUAAUUACGUUGGCGCCCUUCGGCGUCUGUGACACGUAUAAUGAAGAGAAAGACAUUACGUUGACGCUUCUUAGCGUUUGUGAAACGUAAAGGAGGAUCCUAGCAGCUCUACUCAGUGGCAUGUUUUUAAUCAGUUACGUUGGCGCCUUUUGGCGUCUGUGAAACGUACAAUCAAGGGAUAGACAUUACGUUGACGCUUCUUAGCGUUUGUGAAACGUAAACGAAGAUCUCACCAACGCAGUUCGGUGGCAUGUUAUUAAUUUCGUUGGUGCCCUUUAACGUCUGUGAAACGUACAAUGACGAACAGACAUCUUUGGCUUUACUUCGCGACCGUCCAUCGUACAUUUGUCUACAGUCUUUGAUGCUUUAUGGCAUUUUACGUGUAUGUAUUGAAAGAUUUUAGAAUAAGGUGGCCAGUUGUUUAUUUUUUUCCCGUUCGUUUCCUACUCAUUGUAUUGUCAACAUUUUGUAUAAUUUCUGCACAUUGCAUUGUCAGCAUACUCCGUGCCCCCUCGCAGCUGUUCCCUUGAGACGUCUCACUUUUUAUAUUGUGUUUAUUCUUCUUCACCUAUUACACUUGUGAUCUUAGAGGUCACAUAAUAUAGCAGAAACAGAAGGUGACGUAACUCCUAGAUAUCAGUAACCGCAUUCUCUUUACUCUAGCGUACAGCCUUAAUGAAUUUGCACGAGUUUCCUUGUAUAUUAUAUUUUUCUUUGGCUUUUGCUUCCUAUAUUUCCUUACCCCACACUUGAGUCUUGCUCAGGGGGGGUUCCUAAACACACCCCUCAUCCAGUCUUCGGACGGUGUCCUGACUCGACUCAACUGUGGGGUUCCCUCCCAGCCUCCCUCUUUCGUAGGGUCUUUCCUUCUUUUUAUCUCCUCCCAUUCGGAUUUCUCUAACCAGGUUACACAUGCUGGUAGCCACCCUUCAGCUUUCCUUUAGCGUAUCCGGGAGGGCAGGCCCCACAGUUGGGCCGGGCCACUCCCCUCAACUGAAUCCGUCACAUCUGGGAGGCAUUUCGCCAACACUGCCCAUCUCUCUAAGGGAGUUUUUCUGGGUUUUUCUGAGUUUCGGGGAGAUUUGACUGUAGUGCAAGUUAAUGAGGUAUUCUGCAAUAAUUUACCGUCUUUUGGAUGAGUCUAUAGCACCCCUGGUGUCGGGCAAAAUUUUUCACCCAUAACUUAUCCAUCAAAAGGUAUAAGGUGGCUUUUAUGCGAAUGUGAAUUAGUUACUAUUCUCAUUCGUAUAAAAGCCGGCGCGUGACGAUUUAAUCAACUGAAUUACUGCGUGCUCCCUCGGGAAGCAGUCUAUUGGUCCUUUACGGUCCCCAGGGAAAUUCCCUAGGCCUUUUAUACGCCCUAGCAAACAAAUUCACCGUCUUCUCGCAAGUCUACUCUACAACGGGCAAGCAAGUUUCCCCACCCUCCUCCCCUUCAGCGGCGCUGGCUAAUUUUCUCUAUCAGCCCACCUUCUGCCUUAUGCAAAAUUUUUCACCCAUAACUUAUCCAUCAAAAGGCAUAAGGUGGCUUUUAUGCGAAUGUGAAUUAGUUACUAUUAUCAUUAUUUACCCAGGAGUUUAGUCGCCGUCGUACAAGCCAUUUGAACCGAUCACUUUCUCUAUAUAUACACAUAACAGUAGCACUUACUUAAAUAAGCCUGUGAUACAAAAUUCGUCUUAAUUUCAGAAAUCUAUACUGGGUCAUGGUUUUCCGGUCAUUCCAGGGUCAAAUGGCAUGCCGGGAGUGCCGGGCGUCCCGGGGCCACAAGGACCCCUGGGAAGGGAAGGUGUAAAAGGACAAAUCGGUGAUAAAGGAUCACAAGGAAUGCCGGGUCCAAGAGGAGACCGAGGGCGCGAAGGACCUCCCGGGAAGAGCGGACCCGGAGGAACGAAAGGCGUAAAAGGUGAAACGGGACUUGUGGGAAUGAAAGGAGAGCAAGGCAUUGUGGGAAAUCAAGGAAGAAAAGGAGACAAAGGAGAGAAAGGAGAAGGCGCCAAAGCAAGUCAAGCAAGUGUAGUACCACAAACCAACUGGAAACAAUGUGUCUGGAAAUCAAACAUCCCUACUGAUAACGGGAAGAUAAAGGUAAGCGAGAAAUAUGCUAAAUAAUUGGCAUAAAUCACAAGAAAAGUACACGAUCUUAUUCCAUAGAAAAAGGUAGAAAAUUUAAGAUUUUGCUGAAAUUAAACUGGAGUCAAAUAAAUAGCUCUGAGAAGAUAAAUCUCCUUCCCCUUCCCGUAAUCAUCACUCCGUUUAACCUCCUAUUCAGUUGAUAAUUAUUUCCUUUCCCACUUAGUAUUACAAUAAUAGAGGCGUAACUAAAUAGAUUUUGAUUGUUUUCCAGGAUUGUGCUUUUAACAAAUUUAAGUCUGGUUCAGCGCUCAAAGUCUCGUUCCAGGGAAACAUGUGGGCCCAGGGUGAUAAUCAGUGUAAUCGCUGGUAUUUCAAGUUCAAUGGAAACGAAUGUUGUGGACCAAUGACGAUUGAGGCUGCUGUUUACAACGACUGGACAUCAGGGAACCCUGAUCUGCUGCAUCAUCGGUCCUUUGAGGGAUACUGUGAAAACAUUCCACAAGGCGCAGUUAGAGUGGAAUUAUGGGUAGGAAAGUGUAGUAGUGGCAGCACCUUGGGUGGUGCUUACACCGGAUGGGAGUCAGUGUCCCGGAUAAUGAUUGAAGAAGUAUCUAGGCCCCAGUCAUAG
This is a messenger RNA of Porites lobata, 6989 nucleotides long. NCBI's taxonomy places the organism in Eukaryota, Metazoa, Cnidaria, Anthozoa, Scleractinia, Poritidae. The record is from the annotation of a GenBank genome assembly.